AAAUCCAUGGGAAGGUGUCAAUCUUCUUCCCUUUAUUGAUAUUAAGCUUUUGAAAGACACAAUUACUGCUCAUUGCCCUGAUAAUAAACUAACUGUAGAUCAGCGGCGACGGAACGCGCGGGGGAAAGUGUUUUGUUACCGCUACGAUAUAUCUUGCACGGACACAGUUGAGUCGCCGAACAAAAAUAUUGGUCUCCCGGACAUUAUUGGAUCGUCGUCUGCGGUCAACGUAGUUGAAGAGCUUGAGUCGACUGGUCUCGCUUUUAUGCCUGAGAUUAUCUCUGGUACACAAAUACCGUAUCCUGGCUUUCCUUCGUUGAGCGUUUUACCAAUUGCGAAGGUCGAGCUCCUUCCAAUCGGAUUAAACUGCUUUGGUAGCGCCUCCAAGUAUCCGAAUACACUGCUCACCCUCAAUCAGAUGCCGCCUUUGCCAGGUGUGGAGUUACUAGCCCCGAAUAUUUUAGACAAGUCUCUCUUCAUCAAUUGGCCAAUGAUGCAUGAAGGGAAAGUCGUGGCGAUUUGCGAUGGGACGAAGGAAGUUCGCAUUGUGAACGGAAAAUUACAGACGAAUCAGUUGACACCAAGCGCUGCAGCCCGUUGGGCAUCGGAGUCAGAAGCAAUGGCUCAAAUGUAUCACACGGGGAAUGGUGUUCCAGGAUCCGGUGGAGUACAGAUCGAUGAGAUCAAAAUUCGCCUCAAGUUACUGCCAUUGCAAGGUAUGAAGACGAACCCGGCAAACGGCUCUUCGAAGAAACUUUUUGGGAUAGAAGAAGCUGAUGUUCCUUUACAACUAGCGUUAUGGCAAGCACCGGCCCCGGAUCCUCGCUUCGUUGAACGUGGCCCAAUGACCCUCUCUGAACGUUUCCCAGAGAGUAGCAGCGUUGUCUUAACAAAGGGGAAAUACCGUGGCUGCAAAGGUCGUGUCGUUGGAGUGGCGGAUAGAAAGAGCGUCGGUGUGAAGGUGGAAGUUAUCCCUGCCGAGCUUCCAUUUGGGCUUGCGAUUGCCCGGUCGGUUCGGGAGUCGCACAUCUCAUCGUCUGAUGCAGCAAAAAUAUUGAAGAUGAACCCUGGACUGUUCGGUAAGGUUACCGGCCGAUUACAAUUUGAACAAGGUCGUUAUGAUCUUGGCCUCAACCUGAAGUCUAGUGAUGGCAUGUGCGUCGUCGGAUAUACACGGAAAAAAUGGGAACCGCAAAGCGAUCUGGGGAAGAAAGGUGCGAGCCUAAAUAAUGCUUGGAUGGCCGGAGAUUCGCUUCUCGUUGUUGGUAGCUCUCGAAACCAAAUUGAGGAGGAUCGCGAGGAUCGAAUUCAAUGGGAAUACACUCCCAAGGCCAUCCGUCUGGUAGAAGAUUAUCGACGCGAGUUCCCACAGCUAUUCGCGAAUAUUGCGAAGAAGCCGAAUGAGAAAAAGUAUGACGCGAACAAAAUAUUUGGGUCAAAGGGCGAAGCUUGGCUACCGGUUAUAAGGGAGUGGCUCGAUAAGCAUGAAACGGCCAAGAUGCCGCGUACUCCUGUUUCUACCCAAUCCAUGUCGCACGAAGCGGUCGCGGCGGUACAGAAAGCUGCCGACGUCCGUUCUAUUGCAUUGAAAAAAAAGGGAUAUCCCAAAGAAUCUCUUAUAAAAAUUCCAGGAAGUGCUUUAUACCGAGAAGGUUCGACAGGAGCUACGGACGUCCUUAGUCCCGAAGACUUGAAUGAGAACGUCGCACCUGAUCUUGGUGACCGUGUUGUAAAUCUUUGUGCUGAUGGCAUCCCAUUUGGUGCUCGUGGGACUAUUGUUGGUAUUCAUAAAGCAUCAACUACCGGAAGCGUCGAAGUCGUCAUGGACGAAGAGUUUAUGGGAGGUUCAUCUCUUCAGGGAGCAUGUUCCAACUUCCGAGGGUCGGGGCGAGCAGCUGUGGAAAGAAUAAUUGCAAACAUUGAGCUUGGGGUUCAGCAAGACGCAAAUAGAAAGGCUCAUGUCACAAGCAGCUGGGAUAGCCAGGUCGAUACGGCUGCGGAACAAAUGAAAAGAUCGAAAAUCAACUCUGACUCGAUUGUCGUCGAAAGCAUUUUGCCCGUAAACACUCGGACACCUCCUCGUUCAUUGUCGCGGUCUGGAAGCGAUUCACGGUCUGCUAGUGCGCCUCGUCCAGGUAUAGCAAAGCCUACCCUCCAGACGUAUAAAGAAGCUCGUAAGCCGGACGAGAAAG
Molecule: messenger RNA, 2192 nt
Organism: Phaeodactylum tricornutum CCAP 1055/1
Lineage: Eukaryota; Bacillariophyta; Bacillariophyceae; Surirellales; Neidiaceae
Exons: 2
Source: RefSeq, a predicted model, not a curated record